This is a messenger RNA of Vombatus ursinus (common wombat), 872 nucleotides long. Its product is annotated as E3 ubiquitin-protein ligase HUWE1-like. Gene Ontology annotation, cellular component: Golgi membrane; nucleus. The transcript is spliced from 4 exons. Gene Ontology annotation, molecular function: ubiquitin-protein transferase activity. NCBI's taxonomy places the organism in Eukaryota, Metazoa, Chordata, Mammalia, Diprotodontia, Vombatidae. The record is from RefSeq and is a predicted model, not a curated record. Bases 1 to 867 code for a protein of 288 amino acids. Gene Ontology annotation, biological process: Golgi organization; positive regulation of protein catabolic process; proteasome-mediated ubiquitin-dependent protein catabolic process.
AUGGGAACAGGGCCAGAGCCAGGACUGGGGACUUUCUCUGGGGAGCCUGCAGGCAGUGUUUCCAGGGCUUGCUGCUGGGAUGGGGUGCUAAUGGCAUUCACAUCCCAUCUCCCCCACACCAGGUACAUAGUGUUUGAAGGAGAAGAAGGCCAGGAUGCUGGGGGCCUCCCCCGAGAGUGGUACACGAUCAUCUCCCGAGAGAUGUUUAAUCCCAUGUACGCCUUGUUCCAGACCUCACCCAGCGACCGGGUCACCUACACCAUCCAUCCCUCCUCCCACUGCAAUCCCAACCAUCUCAGCUACUUCAAAUUUGUCGGGCACAUCGUGGCCAAGGCUGUAUAUGACAACCGGCUUCUAGAGUGCUACUUCACCCGAUCUUUCUACAAGCACAUCCUGGGCAAGUCAGUCUGGUACACAGAUAUGGAAAGUGAGGACUACCACUUUUACCAGGGCCUGGUUGACUUGCUGGCAAAUGAUGUUUCCACUCUUGGCUGUGACCUCACUUUCAGCACUGAGGUCACUGGAGUCUGUGAGGUUCGGGAUCUCAAACCAAAUGGAGCCAACAUCCUGGUAACUGAGGAGAACGAGAAGGAGCACGUGCACCUCGUGUGCCAGAUGAGGAUGACAGGAGCUAUCCGAAAACAGUCGGCAGCCUUUUUGGAGGGUUUCUAUGAGAUCAUCCCCAAAUGCCUCAUUUCCACCUGCACGGAGCAGGAGCUGGAACUUCUCAUCUCAGGACUGCCCACCAUAGACAUUGAUGACCUGAAAUCCAACACCGAGUAUCACAAAUACCAGUCCAACUCCAUCCAGGUGAGUGACCCCUCAGCAGGUGCCCCGGCCCUCUUCAGUUCUCAGGCUCAUCCCUAGGGAAA